Molecule: messenger RNA, 3852 nt
Organism: Symsagittifera roscoffensis
Lineage: Eukaryota; Metazoa; Xenacoelomorpha; Acoela; Convolutidae
Product: myoneurin-like
Exons: 3
Coding region: 1148-3778 (876 amino acids)
Biological process (GO): regulation of transcription by RNA polymerase II
Molecular function (GO): DNA-binding transcription factor activity; RNA polymerase II cis-regulatory region sequence-specific DNA binding
Source: RefSeq, a predicted model, not a curated record
GUUGUCCAGCAAGCAUUCAUACUCCUCAAGUUUAGCACUUUAAACAUGUCCAUCUAGAUAGGCAAGCCAGAAACAUAAACAGAUUCUCAUUUCCAAGCCAAACCCUUCAAUGCAGUUUUGAAUCCAAACUGUUCUAAGGAUACACAGCAUAAGGAGGGUAAAACUGGCAAGUAAACCACAUAACUCAAAGAACCCACGCUGCUAUAUUUUAGCCUUGCCGCAACACCACCACCCGUCAUUCGAUUCUCUUAGCUGUAAAAAGGCUUCAAAGGGUGCAAUGCUGAAGUAGUUUUGGAGGACACGAUACUUUGUUCACUUCAAUUCAUUUCUUCUCCCGACCAAACUAAUAAGCAACCCUUCCCCAAGAAGUUGUCCUGAUUGAAAGCCAAACCCGAUAAACUUCGCUAGAUAUAUCUAUUAUUAUUUGUUCACCAUUUAUCCUCUCCUCUUUCGUCAUUGUGCCACCGUCUCUGUUCUAUAUUCUCCCUUCCAUAAACGCUUCUUUAUCCUUUCGAAACAGCGAGUAGCCAGUUCUGCUCAUAUUUUGUUAGGAGAACCAUAGCGAAAUACAGCAUUACUACUACACUCCAAAAUGGUGCCGUGUAUUUGAGAGAUAAAGCCUCAGCUUUCCAGCAAACCAAGUGGAGCGCCUCAAACUAGAAAUACCCAAAACUUCCCACAUUAUUAGUUAGCCCAUUACUUCUAUCUUUACCUGAACUGAAAUUUCCACAAAUACAUAAGGGUGGUAAAUAAGGAAACCGCACUGAUAAGAAGCGCGGGUUCAACGAAACAAAACAAUCGCAAACGCAGCGGAUACAGCAUUUAAAUUCCCAACUUCCACAUUCUUUAUUUUCUAAAUUAUAUGUGUCGUGAAUUGGUAGCUUCUACUAUUAAACCAACUUUUAAGCAUUAUCACCGAUACAAAGGUCAACUUCGUAGUACCAAUUUACAGCCACAGCAACUAGUCACAGCUGACUAACAAACAACUUAUUGCGACCAGUUGUCAGAAAACAUCAUUGCCAGUCCGAACGAAAGUCUUCGAAACUUGGCUUCAAAGAUAGGCUAUUGGAGUUUUGUCUCAAGACACCUACUAAAAUUUUGUUGUCGCACGAAAAUUUGAGAUUAAUAUAGUCUUUACUUGGGAAGAAUGAACGAAACCCUAAUCGAGUCUUCACAUUUCGAUGUGGCCAAUAUGCAGUCACGCAUGAGUGGAUACAGUCCUACUGGAUCUACAACAGGUAAUCGAAGUCUCACUAAUCUUGAGGAGCCGACAACAGGCAAGAGCCAAGAAGAAACCUUCACCGCCGAAUUCAAGCUCACAGAUGAUGCCCAUCCUACUAAUACUAAUAAGAUGACGUCAUCACUAGCAGAUAAAGAACACGAAGAAAAUGAAGCUGAUGAAACUAGCAGCCAAGUAGAUCGAUUCGGAGACGAAAUGGAUACUGGCGAACUAGUUGAACAAUGGCUGAAACAACAACAAAACGAUGCUCUACUUUCAAUAGAACCAACUGAAAACGACACACCUCCAACUACUGAAGGCGACCACCCGUCAGAUACGGAUGAUUCCGAAAUCCAACCUCCGCCUUCAUCAGAAUCAGAGCACUAUACCAUCGUUCAACCAGCACCUGCUGAAAACGGAACCCCAACUGAAACGACUCCUAGUAAACGGACACCCCUGCCAAAGAAGACGGAACCGCAACCUGGUGUAUUCUAUUGCCCCUUGUGCAGUUUCUUCACCUACUCAAAGCAAGGAUUCAGCUUACAUCUCAAAAGACACAGCAAAGAGAGUGAGAUUGAAAUUGUCCAAUCAGCCAUGAUGGCUGCUUCUGGUCUAACUGAUUUAUCCUUCAAGAAAAACUAUGUGUGCAACAUCUGCGGGAAACAUCUAAGCUCCAAAUGCUCUCUAGCGAGACACGGCCUUGUACACAGCGGGUUAAAACCGUACAAAUGUUCCGUUUGUUCGGCCGCUUUCACAACAAGCGGUAACUUAUCUAGACACAUGAAAAUUCAUAGCACGGCUUUUCACGCUGCCGGAAUUCCAAUUAGCUCUGCAGCUAGUAAAGAGGCAGAAGAAAGCGACCAUUGCUGUUCGCUUUGCGGAAUGAUGUUCAAAAACAGCAAAGGACUCCGCAUGCAUAACUUUAUGAUUCACCGCACUCGGAAAACGGAAGAAUCUCCCGAGAUGGUAACGGAAGAAACUGCAAUGGACAUUAAGAGCGAAGAGGACAACGAUAAUGAAAUCUCACGAUUGAUAUCACGAGCAACUGCCGCCGCCGAGUUGAACGUUAAGGUUGAGAUUCCAAUUGAAAAAGAAAAGCCCCAAGAACAACCACAAAACACAGUCUGGUCGAUUGCUAAACUUGAAAACAGCGAGAUCCAAAUUCAGCAGGAGCUCAAAACUAAUCAGAAAGAGGAAAAUCAUCCAACUCUACCCCCAAAAACCACAGCACCCCCAAAGAAACCGAAAACUCACAGCCGCAAACUUUCGAAAGUUAAUUACGAGUUCCAAAAUCAGCAAAAAGUAUCGCCUAGUUCCUACGCUAGUGCUGAAAGUAUUGUUCGAAGCACCGUCAAACAGUUCAUGCAACCUCAAGUAAUAAAACAAGAACCGGCGAGACAACCAGAGCCUGCUAGACCUCAGAUGACGCAUCAUCCAGGAUUACUCGCAGUAAGACACCAACAACCCAGGAGUGUCAAUUUCACCCACAUGCACGGAGCUCCCAGAGUCUUGGCUUCUAACACACCAAAUGGCACAAUAUGGCACCCUUAUAUGCCAGUAUUCCAGCCCCAGUCGAAUUGGAGCAACUACAUGAUCGCCUUACAAAAUGUACCCCGAACUACCAACCCUACUCAAUACCACGCAAUGCAGAUUCAGCGAGAAAAUAUACGAAUGAAAAACGAUCCAGAAACUCAACAAGAACCACUGGAUUUGUCUGUAUCUGGUCAACAAGAGCAAGAACAACAGGCGAAGCAUGAGGAAGAAAUAGACCAUCCAGCAGAUCUUUCCGACCAGCCUUUGGAUCUUUCUUUGAGCUCUUCCUAUGGAUCCGGACAGACAAACCGAUCCCUCGCUCAGCAAAGCAACACCUGGGUUUCUGGUUUUCAGUGGCUGAAAAGCAUAGCUGAAAUGAGCAAACAGAAAGACAAUGAAAAGAAAUUCAAUUGCAAUGAUUGUCAGUUAUCGUUCGAAACAGUUGACAAUUUGAACAUGCACUUACAGUCACAUAGACCGCCUUCAAAGCGACCUAAACUAUCUUCAAAUGAGUUCAAUGACCGAAAACCUCAGCUAGAUCCCCAAUAUUACCCAGUCACGAAUCGGAGGUCAAUUGAGGGUCACCAGUUCCCUUUCAUUCCUGCCGUUCCAAAUGUUAAUUUAUUUGCGCAAAGCAACUGCGGAAUAAUCGCUCCGAAUGGCCACCCAACUAUUGGUAUAAAUAUACCACCCACUAUAAGCCCAGUCGCCUUUAACAAAGACGGCGAUGGGAAAUUCCAGUGCAAUAUAUGCCCAAAACGAUUCAGUGUCGCGGCUUCACUCAGUCGUCAUAUAAAGUACCACAACUUACAUCGACCCUAUGUAUGCAAAUACUGCGACGCAAGCUUCACAUAUCGCUACAAUUGUUCACGGCAUAUGAUUAAAUUUCACAACUUGGAGAGACACUUUCCCUGUUUGUUUUGCACAUUUCAAGCUGAUGCAGCUUCUCAGUUGGAUGAACAUGUGCAAAUCGCACACCCUAAUGUCAAGAAGAUUGACGAGCCUCAAGAUGUUCCUAUGGACUAGUAAUUUAUUGAUUUUCAUUAAUCAUUAAUUUUGUUAUUAAUGGCUUUCUACUUUGCUAAAAAUUGAUUUAUUUA